Molecule: messenger RNA, 276 nt
Organism: Trichomonas vaginalis G3
Lineage: Eukaryota; Parabasalia; Trichomonadida; Trichomonadidae
Product: putative TM nitroreductase family
Exons: 1
Coding region: 1-276 (91 amino acids)
Source: RefSeq, a predicted model, not a curated record
AUGGAAUUCUUAGAUUGCAUCAGAUGGCUUCCCUCUGCUUCAAACAAACAAUCAUGGAGAAUUUCCUAUAAUCCAGACGAAAAUAAGUUCAAGAUCUUCGAUUACUACAAUCUGGCGAAUGGAAUAUCAACGUUCGACAUAGGAAUUAUGAUUUCCGGCUUUUACUUCUAUAGUAAAGGCCAGUGCCAGAUUGAUAUGACUCCAUCUGAAGAAACAUUCCAUACAGGUGGAAAAUACGUAUGCAGCAUCACAAUGCCAAAGUCAUUAUUUGAAUAA